Messenger RNA from Silurus meridionalis, 2796 nucleotides. RefSeq names its product tumor necrosis factor receptor superfamily member 14-like. Gene Ontology annotation, cellular component: external side of plasma membrane. Gene Ontology annotation, molecular function: protein binding. The record is from RefSeq and is a predicted model, not a curated record. The transcript is spliced from 7 exons. Lineage: Eukaryota; Metazoa; Chordata; Actinopteri; Siluriformes; Siluridae. The coding region runs from base 94 to 723 and encodes 209 amino acids. Gene Ontology annotation, biological process: positive regulation of peptidyl-tyrosine phosphorylation; positive regulation of T cell migration; defense response to Gram-negative bacterium.
UGCUUUACAGCAUGUUGUUCACUGGACCCUUAUCUUUCCUAAUAAACUGGGAUUAGCAGCAGUGGAUGUGAUUUUAACUCGUUAUUAGAAUAAAUGUGUGUUUAUGCUCUUAAAACAUUUGGAGCAUCAUGCAGGCACGGUGAAUAUCUAUCAACAACUGGAGAAUGCUGUCCAAUGUGUAACAUAGGGUUUGUGGUUCUCAGAGACUGUACUGGUGAUUACAGUAUAAGAUGUACUCCUUGUACUAAAGGAACAUUCAUGAAUGUGCCUAAUGGUCUACACAGUUGUUUUCCAUGUAAAACCUGUGAUGGAGGGUUUUAUAUUUUGCAAAACUGCAGCACAAUAAAGGACACAGUCUGUGAGGUCUUGGAUGGGUAUUACUGUGCACAGCACUCAGAUGGAGAAUGUUCUCUUGCAAUGAAACACAGUGAGUGUAAACCAGGAGAACAAAUAAAAACUCCAGGCACGAGGGUCUCAGAUACAGUUUGUGAAAUGUGUCCAUCAGGAUUUCAUUCUCCUGAAGGUGUGAAAUGCUUUAAAUGGACUGACUGUUCGCCCAAUGAUGAGAUUGUGGAUGAAGAAGGCACUUCCAUUAGCGAUGUUAAAUGCAAACCAACAAGGAGUAGACAUGGUCUUAUAGCUGCUUUAAUCACCACAGUUUUUUUGACUAUUAUUAUUUUUUUUAUUAUUUUUAAAUCGGAUGCACAGAAUAAUCAAACAUAGCAGAGAUUUAUAAGUAAGUACUGACUUGCUUAAAUAUUACAACCAGUAUUUUUUUAUUACAUUUGUUUUUCUUUUUAUUUGUUUUAAAAUUCAUGUUACAGAAAACUGACUUUGCCCAAAAAAAUAAGUCUGAUCUUUAUCAAUUCAUAACAUGAUUACAUUUUGUUAACUUGUUAUGCUUGUAUAUGGUUUUUGACUGUCUUUGACAAACUAGUAUUAAGGUUUAACAGUGCAGCUUUUAGUGAUUUACUUGUUCUAUCACAGUUUCUCUACUCAGUAAUGAAUAGUUAAGACUGUAACCAAAAUUAGAUUCAGUUCCUUUAUUGUAUUUGGACUAUGCUGAUGUAGCUUCCGACUUUACUGUCAUUCACGACUGAGAUGAUUAGUUAACAGAGCCAGUAUGGUGACAUGAAGAAGUUAUGUUUUUAUACAGCUGAAGAGAAAUUAGUUAGUUUAGUUAUUUUUAAUUAUACCUUACAGUUUUAAACAGAACAGUUGGUUUACUGGUAAAUUUUUUAGGAAGGAUACUUUUACUCUCCAGAACACAGUUGAAUUCUGAUAAGCUGUUGUUAGCUGAACAGUCAAGGUUUUUUUAACAGUUUUUUUUUUUAUUGAUUAAUCGGAUAAAAACCUAUAUAUUUUGAAAUGAGAUGUUUUGCAUAUUAUAACAAAAAAAACUAACAAAUUCAGGGUAUUCAUGCAUAAAACAGUACUUCAAAGCCACAUAUUGAGUUUAACUAUCUUUAAUUUAGACAUUUUAAAGCUUAUAAUGGCUGCUUGUUGAGGAUGCAAAAAAACAGCUAACCAACUUGAUUUAAAAUUAAAAAAUAUGCAUUGGUGUGCAAAUGUACAAUCAUUCACUAAAACCCACAACAGUGACAAAGUGCUGAUUACACAACCUACUCUACUUAUCAUACUCAACCUACUCUUGUUGCCCUGCUCUACAUUUGUAAGUACAUGGUAACAGAUUCACCAGCAGUAACCUGAUUGUAACGAGCAAAAAAAACAGGUGCUCUGAAUCGGUGAGUCAGAAUCUGGGUUAGGUUUCCUGCUAGAUUGGGGCUGCAUUUCUGCAAAUGGAUCUGGAGAUUUGGUCUGGAUUAAUAGCUUCCUCAAUGCUGAGAAAUACAGGCGGAUAAUUAUCCAUCAUGCAAUGGCAUUAGGGAGGCAUCUGAUUGGCCCCAAAUUCAUUCUGUAAUACUUUAAUUCAGCUUCACUCCUUUUAGCUACUUAGGUGACUUUUGAUGGACACUGGAUACAUAUGAAUUAAUACAGGGUUCUGUACAGUUAAGGAUUAUAGUUUCUUUACUUAAAUGUGUCAACAUUUUGGACUUAUUUUCUAUAAGAAUCCGGUGCAUUUUUCUAACUUUUAACCUCUUUUCUAACUACAUUUUCAUAAUGUUGCUAAUUUUAUAGCGGGAAUUCUUUGGUAAAUGCUGUUUUCACCAUACUUUUUGUGUGCUGUCUAUCAGCAGAUCCGUUUAUAUUUGUUUGAAAAAAAAAUGUAACAAAAGAUUUUACAUAUUAAUGUGAACAUUUGAGGUAUUGUGCAUAACAUGUACUGUUAUUAUGGAAAUAAUUUCAAAAUGACAGACUUCCUAACACAUUUUUAUUUUUUAUUUUAAUGCUCUUAUGUAAACUUGUUCCUAUGGUUGAAAAUGUUAAAUGUUACUAUGCAUUACUAUAACUUACAGACUGAAAUCCACCAGUAUUUUUGUAAUGUGAACAAAGGGACUGGGGUAUGAAGCUUCAAAAAGAAAUUUGAUCAAAAAGACAGGCACAGUAUUGCUUCUGGAAAGGACUGUUUAAAUAGUUGCUCACUCUACUGAAAUGAUGCCUGUCAAAAUUAUUUUUACUAGAUGGACUUUCAGUCCUAUAAAAAUACUAAACAUUCAAAUCUAUUUCACACUAAGUAUGAUUGUAGCAUCCCCAAUUUUGAAGUUAAUGGGUUUUUUAUAAUUAUUCUACCAAUUCAUAUAGCAAUUCUUUCUUUCUUUCGGCUUCUCCCGUUAGGGGUCGCCACAGCGGAUCAUCCGCAUGUUUGAUUUGGCACAUAUUUUUACGCUGGAUGCC